This is a messenger RNA of Phascolarctos cinereus (koala), 1661 nucleotides long. It is a transcript of the gene SPIB, whose product is annotated as Spi-B transcription factor. The record is from RefSeq and is a predicted model, not a curated record. Gene Ontology annotation, cellular component: nucleus. NCBI's taxonomy places the organism in Eukaryota, Metazoa, Chordata, Mammalia, Diprotodontia, Phascolarctidae. Gene Ontology annotation, molecular function: sequence-specific DNA binding; DNA-binding transcription factor activity, RNA polymerase II-specific. Gene Ontology annotation, biological process: regulation of transcription by RNA polymerase II; cell differentiation.
CCUCCCAGGCUAUAAGGUGAUGGCAAUGCCAGGACGCAGCCCAGACCCUGUGCCAUCCUCAGAGCCCUGCCCCACCAUGCUCACGCUGGAGGCUGCACAGUUGGAGGAUUCACACUUUUCUUGCCAGUACUCAGAUGGAGUCUUCUACGAUCUGGACAGCAGCAAACACCCUGGCUACACGGACCCCGAAGGCAUGGUGGGGGGCCAAGUUUCAGGGCGCCCUCUCCUGCCUUUCCCAGACUCCCUGUGGGGCUGGACAGAGCCACCACCCAGCCUGGCCACUGCCUAUGAGCCCUUCGACCCCUCGGCAGCCUCACUUGGCCAAUUCCAGGGUCUCCAGCUCUCCUACCUGCCUGUCAGCUAUGGCGCCAUCGGGCAGCUGGAGCCGGCCCCAGGCCCAGGGCUCAGCACCUACCCGGAGGGGGAUUUUGGAGGCCAGCCCCUGGCCUCAUUUACCCAGUUCCCCAGUCCUGGCUUAUCUGAGGAUGAGGAGUUCCCAGUGGAUAGCCCAGCCCUGGAGGUGUCUGACAGUGAGUCGGAUGAGGCCCUGGCAACUGGAGGGGAAGGGACAGGAGCCGAUGCAGGUGCCCGGAAGAAGCUCCGUCUCUACCAGUUCUUGCUGGGGCUGCUGACCCGCGGGGACAUGCGGGAAUGCGUGUGGUGGGUAGAACCUGGCGCCGGUGUGUUCCAGUUCUCCUCCAAGCACAAGGAGGCCCUGGCCAGGCGCUGGGGCCAGCAGAAAGGCAACCGCAAGCGGAUGACCUACCAGAAACUGGCCCGGGCCCUGCGCAACUAUGCCAAGACCGGAGAGAUCCGCAAGGUCAAGAGGAAACUCACGUACCAGUUUGACAGCACCCUGCUGCCCCCCCGGCGGGCGUGAGGGCCCCGGGCUACGGGGGGCGGGUGUCUCAGGGCCCCUGUGCACUGGGGAGCCAAGGUGUCUCAGAGAUCCUCCUGCUGUGGCCAAGAUCGCCCUCCUGAGUCCAGAGCCGGUGAAGGCUCUGCCAGAGGCAAACCCUGUCUGGGGCUGUCUUAGGGCCUCAGGCAUCCCUGGCCCAGGACGAUUCCAGCUCGAACUUCUUGGGAAUGGGGGGGGGAAGACUGGGCCCGCCCCGCCACCACCUCCCAUCCCCUGUCAGUCUGUAACCCUUGCCCAGAGAUCAGCAAGCCCCCUUUCUAGCCCUCUCACUCCCGGGCUGGGGGGCCAGGAGUAUUCAGCCCCGAUAUGCCCUGUGACUUUGGGGGAGAUGGGCCUCGAGUGCUUAGCUAUAAACAUGAGGGGCUGCAGCCGCCAACUGCUAAGGGCCCAGUGGUCCAGGCCCCUUCUCACUGAGCGGAUGCAAGCUGGGACCGUCUUGCCCUGCCUGGGUGACUCCCUCCCCACCAGAGCUCCGGACUAAGUCCCCAGGCCUGGAGAAAUCAAAGUCAUAAGGGUCUGCCAAGGGCUCAGACAGAUUUUGGACUGGGGGGAGCCAUAUAGCACUGGAGUAGAACGGGAGAAGUGUGUGCUCUCGUCAAACCUGGAUUCAAAUCCUGCCUCCCUCAGUGGCUGCCUGGGUCACCUACUCUGGCGCUUGUCUCUCUCUAAGCUGUGCAACCUUGGCCAUGUCUCAGUUUUCCCAUGUGUAAAAAGAAGGGGUUUCCCCCGAGAUGAUCCCUAA